AUGCGAGCCGAGCUGCCAAGAAAGCUCCAGACAUUGUGCGAGGGUUUGACGGAGGUCCAGGAUGACUGGCUCGCGAUCGAGAACCUGGGGCAUGGCAGCUUUGCGAACGUGUUCAGGAUGAGGAAGAGAGAUGAUUCGGGUCUAGAGCUUGCCAUCAAGUUUCUCAGGAAGGAGAACAGUCCCAGCUCACCAAAACGUGGAGGGCACGACUUGUACAUUCAGAAUGAGAUGCUCAAGACGAUGAGACACGAGCUCAACAUUAUCAGCAAAUUGCCAGGGCACCCGAAUGUUAUCAAGGUGCUGGGAGCAAGCUACGACGGAUCAUACUUUGCGAUGGAAUUGGCCAAGACCGAUUUGUUUCAGAUCGCUCGAAAGAAGAAUGUUUGCAUGAUCCUCCGAGACGCCUGGAAUUGGUUGAACCAGCUCACGUUGGCGGUGAUGCACCUCCACUCAAACGACCUCGUUCACCUCGAUAUCAAGUCGUCCAACGUGCUCAUCUUCGGUGACAACACAGUCCGGCUGUGCGACUUUGGGCUGUCGAGGGAAAUGGAAGACAACACGAUAGCAAUUGACUGCGAGGUGAACAACAUCGACCGAGUUCUUCCCUUCGCUAACGAUUGCAGACUAUCACCUUGUGGAGUUGACGUGUGGGGGAUCGGAUGCAUCGCCCUCGAGCUCCUGUGCGGCUCGACCCCGUUCAAGGACAUGUUCUGGAUCAGUAUCGUUGUGCGUGCUCUGAAAACUUUCCGCAACUACAGGGAGAUUUGUUUCGCUCAUUUCGGUGGAUGGCCGCAUUUCAUCCCCAGAUUGGAGAGGAUGAUCUCCACAAAGAUGAGCGGGAGAGGGCUGAAGUUCCUCAACGGCUCGCUUGCGAUCAAUCCAUCCAAACGGAUGUCAGCGCAGGAGCUGAUAGAGAUCAUGCCUUGGUCGUGCUCAGCAAGAAGGUCCUUCUCCUCCGCUCAUCCUUCCGCCCUCUUCCAUGAGAUCCGGCGCAACAGCCAGAGCGCUCAAGGUCUCCAGCUCGCGCUCUUCUUUCCCUUCCUUCUCCUCUCGCUUCUUGCCGAUCCCUCGUGUCCCUCCCUGCCUCUCCUCUCCUCGGUGAUCACCUGUCCCUUCCUUACUCUGAUCCUUUCAAUCUCGCUCUGCACCUCCCUUCUCUCCCUGUAUCGCAACGCGUCUCUCUCCCUCCUCUCUUGUCGCUCCCCUGCCCUCCUCACACUUCGCCGUGCCAUCGUUGGAGAAGGGACUCACAUCGUCUCUGACCCUCUCCUCUCAGAGCUGAAGUCGCUGGUUGGCUCGCCUGUGCUUCACGCCCGCGACAGAGACUUGCCUCGGAGCCGCGUCAACAGUGUCGACGAGUUCGGCGUCUCUUCCUCCUCCUCCUCCUCCUCCUCCCCUCAGUUCAGCACCCCAGCGAGUGGUGGCCGCAUCCAGUCCUUCAGGAUGCGAUCGGCCAGCGUCGAGCCAGCGCUGAACUGA
Molecule: messenger RNA, 1479 nt
Organism: Guillardia theta CCMP2712
Lineage: Eukaryota; Cryptophyceae; Pyrenomonadales; Geminigeraceae
Exons: 16
Coding region: 1-1479 (492 amino acids)
Biological process (GO): mitotic DNA damage checkpoint signaling; protein phosphorylation
Cellular component (GO): nucleus
Molecular function (GO): ATP binding; protein serine/threonine kinase activity
Source: RefSeq, a predicted model, not a curated record